CCGAACACCUCGAUCCCCGAAAGCCUUGAUCCCCCCAAAGCAUCGAUCCCUGGCUCAAGCCAUUUUUGCUCCAGCUGUUUGGCGCGUGCUGUCGCAGACGAGGUUGCGGAGCCUUUCGGCGCCGUCCCAGAUACCUCCCAUUCGCCAUGGCGCCCAGCUCGCGUGCCCUGCUCGUCGCCGGGUUUGCGGCCGUGGCCGCGGCGGAGACCGUGAAGUUUUCCGACUACGACCUUGGGGCAGAGUUCACCAAGUGUGUCAAGAUCUCGGAUUGGAACACGAAGGGAGUCGACGACGAGGUGGAGGUCGCGGAUUACGGCGACGAUGGAUGCUGCCCGACCGAUUACACCCCAGGCGUCGCGCUUGGAUCCAGCACGGAGUACCACAAGGGAGUGGUGAGGUGCGGCUUGAACGAUGAUGGAUCGCGGUCUGGCAUGAGCACGGGCACGACUUGCGAUUACGGCAAAUGCUUCGUGGUAAACCCGGCUUUCACGUGCUCGGACACGGACGGCUCCAAGAUGACCUUGGGCGGCUGCUGUCCGACGACGAGCGACUACGGGGACGACUGUUACGGCUACUCCAAGUCCACCUCGAACAGCGUGGAAUAUUGUUCCACCUACAAGGUCGUAGGCAGCAGCUGGGAGACCCUCGGCUCCUACGCGACGGACGACGACAUCGCGGACGGCGCGCUCGUCUGGGGCACAGCGGUGGGCGGCUCGGGAGUCUACAACUACGGCCUCUGCGGCUCGUCCGGCCAGCGGGCUGCUGCCAGCCUCACCCGGCGCAGCGCCGUCCUUGCUGGCCUCUCUGCGCUUCCUGGCCUCGCCGCGGCAGCGCUGGCGGCGCGCGCGGCGUGAGGCAGCCAUUGCUUUUGAUUUUGUCCGAACCCCUUUGGUUGGGUAUCCGUUUUGAAUGCCGGCCUCGCCCGGCGCAGCGCCGUCCUUGCUGGCCUCUCUGCGCUUCCUGGCCUCGCCGCGGCAGCGCUGGCGGCGCGCGCGGCGUGAGGCAGCCAUUGCUUUUGAUUUUGUCCGAACCCCCUUUGAUUGGGUAUCCGUUUUGAAUACCGGCCUCGCCCGGCGCAGCGCCGUCCUUGCUGGCCUCUCUGCGCUUCCUGGCCUCGCCGCGGCAGCGCUGGCGGCGCGCGCGGCGUGAGGCAGCCAUUGCUUUUGAUUUUGUCCGAACCCCCUUUGGUUGGGUAUCCGUUUUGAAUGCCGGCCUCGCCCGGCGCAGCGCCGUCCUUGCUGGCCUCUCUGCGCUUCCUGGCCUCCCCGCGGCAGUGCUACGGGAUGUGUGAUCACAGGAAGGAGCUCAGGACAACGUGACUGGUGAGUGGUUAGGGGUGCGGAUCGCCGCCGCUGGACUCUUCAGGCUCGCCUGCCUGCCAGAACACCUAUCGUUUGCGGCGUAGCCGCCUGAGGCUGCCUUCGUUCGGGGGCCCAGCGCCGAGAGGAAGCCGUGGCUGGAUGCCGCGGCUCCCAUUAGUUCCGUUUGAACUUUUGCUGAAUGGCUCUGGGUAUUGAGUUGCAUGCAGACGUGCGAGUGCUCGCGCAGGGUUGAGACCCGGUCGGGCGCUGCUGGGUCGAGACCCGCGUGCAUUUUGCCACAUUUUGGCGCGCUCGAGAAGCCCUCGAGCGAUUUCAAGCAGACGCGACUUGUCGACGCCAGGGAAGCAACAACAAAUUAGACUGGCGAAGGACCCAAC
This is a messenger RNA of Prorocentrum cordatum, 1699 nucleotides long. The record is from the annotation of a GenBank genome assembly. Lineage: Eukaryota; Dinophyceae; Prorocentrales; Prorocentraceae.